CCCCUUGCAGCUUGUGACCAACACACACACGCCAGCCUUCCUUCUGCUUCUGUUGGGUGUUCUCGGCUCCACUACGGUACCGGUGAUCGACAGCAGUGAUUCGUGCCAACAGAGCCUCUCAGGUACGCGUGUGUACAUUGUGCAAUACGUCCACCCUGGCUCUCUGUUGAGAAGUCGGAGAUCGAGCCGGUGACACCAAGAGGUUCAACAGACACCAGCAGCAACAGCAGCAGCAGCAUCAAGACAUAGGCAGUUUGCAGGGACACCUCCAGGCGAAAGGCGAGGGAGAGACAACCAUGGCUAUGAGCGAACCUUUCGCCAACCCAGAUGCUUCUCCAGAUGCUUCUCCUCGGUUCCUGUCGCUGGGGGAAGGCAGCGAGGUACUGCAGGUGGCGCUGUGUCCGGGCGAUGCUAUCCUAGCAAACGAGAAGGCUUUCGUCUACAGGGGGCUUGGACUCCAGCAAGAGUUGCAGCCUACGGGUCCAAUGGGAAGGGCAUUAGGAUGGAUUGGCGUGAAGAACGACAGGGUCGUCAAAUUUACCAACGAGGGCAACAGUCCGACCUACCUCGGGUUAACCGCGUCAUUGCCGGGCAAGGUGAUCCCCGUUAGCCUGGCGAAAUCUGGCACUUUGCUGGCCAAGCCGUCAGUAUUCCUGUGCAGCGUAGUGGAGAACGACAUUUCAACGGCCAAGAUAAAGCUCCAGUCGGAAGGCCAGUCCUCUCAGCAAAGCGUCGAGAUGAGAAAAAUAGCUGGAGCGGGAAUGUGUUACAUCCACGGAGGUGGGGCUGCGGUCCAGAAAGCGUUGGGGCGUGGCGAGUCGAUGGUGGUGGAGUUUGGGUGUGUUGCUGCCGUGUCUGACGCUUGCAAGAUCGUCCCAGAGGAAAGGAACGGACCGCUCAUCAGAGAGCCGCCGUACUUCCAGGGAUUCCAGGUCAAGAUCACCGGUCCCGGGAGCGUAUUUAUUCAAUCGACGCACACGGGACGCUUGUCGAGGGCGAGUAGAGCAGACAGGGUUGCCCAGGGGGGAUCAGGAGGGGGCGACAUGAUGAAGGCAGCUGUUCUCACGCUCGUCAUCAUGAUAGUCGUGUUCACGGUGUUGGACUGGGAGGAGUUUUGAAUCGCCACUGCCCGUGUUACCGCAGAAAAAAAAGAAUAGUGGACGACGCUACGAGAGAGCGAAAGAUGGUGUGGUUCAUGAGGUGCUCGUGUGGUAUGGUAUAGCUGAAAAUCUUUAGAGGAGGAUCUGUCGAGAUAUACGUCUGUGAAAGCACCACGGGAGUCAAAAACGUUGUUGUGUAUGUCUAGUGUACUACUUGUCAACUUGACCCCGGUGCCUGCAGUUUUCUGACAUGUCAUGUUUCGUGGAAGGGAGAUGAAUUGCGACUGUGUGAUAUCGG
Ectocarpus siliculosus is the source of this 1398-nucleotide messenger RNA. The record is from the annotation of a GenBank genome assembly. Lineage: Eukaryota; Phaeophyceae; Ectocarpales; Ectocarpaceae.